This is a messenger RNA of Kickxella alabastrina, 548 nucleotides long. RefSeq names its product ribosomal L29 protein-domain-containing protein. NCBI's taxonomy places the organism in Eukaryota, Fungi, Kickxellomycota, Kickxellomycetes, Kickxellales, Kickxellaceae. The record is from RefSeq and is a predicted model, not a curated record. Gene Ontology annotation, biological process: maturation of LSU-rRNA from tricistronic rRNA transcript (SSU-rRNA, 5.8S rRNA, LSU-rRNA); translation. Gene Ontology annotation, molecular function: structural constituent of ribosome; mRNA binding. Bases 104 to 475 code for a protein of 123 amino acids. The transcript is spliced from 2 exons. Gene Ontology annotation, cellular component: ribosome; cytosolic large ribosomal subunit.
AUUUUGCCCGCACAUCCAUUGCGAACGCCUAAAUCUGGUUCUUCCUUUCACACCCCCUUUCUCGCUUUAUACAAGUUACUUUUAUAUACGUAGCAAGGACACAAUGGCUAAGGUUAAGGUUGCCGAUCUCCGCGAGAAGUCUCAGGCUGAGCUUACUCAGACCCUCGACCAGUACAAGCGCGAGCUUAUGGAUCUUAAGGUCCAGCAGGUUGCCGGUGGUGGUGACACCAAGGGUGCCAAGAUCCGUGACGUGCGCAGGAACAUUGCCCGCGUCCUGACCGUUAUCACCCAGCAGGCCCGCGAUGAGGUUCGUGCCCAGUACGCUGGCAAGAAGCACAUCCCCAAGGACCUCCGUGUCAAGAAGACCCGUGCUCUGCGUCGCGCCCUCACCGUUGAGGAGCUCUCCCGCACCACCCUCCGCCAGCAGAAGAAGUCCGUCAACUUCGCUCGCCGCCUGUACGCCAUCAAGGCCUAAUCUCUUUUUGAUGAUCUUUUUUCAAAUAUCUGACAGCAUCCAAAAUUGUGUUCGUUACAAACUCAUCUAUGUG